AUGGACGUGGAGGAUGGCAAGGACUUCGCCGACUUCACCCCAAGCCGGCUGUUCAUCUACUACAACGAGCGUCUUGUUGAGGGCACCGUGAACUGGGAUGCUGGAGCGAUGAUCCGCGAUGGCGUCAAGACGAUGUCCAAGGUGGGCGUGUGCCCGGAGAGCGUCUGGAAGUACGAUGACGGCCCGGAUUUCUUCAAGCAGCAGCCAGACGAAAAGGCUUACGACAUCGCACAGAAGUGCAAGGUCAAGCAAUACGCUCGUGUGAUGCAGGACUUGAGCCAGAUGAAGAUGUGCAUCAAGAGCGGCUACCCGUUCGUCUUCGGCUUUGCCGUCCUGUCAAGCUUCCAGACAGCGGAGGUUGCCAGGACCGGCAAAAUGGUGAUGCCGCAGGCAACCGACCAGCAGCUGGGCGGCCAUGCCGUCACUGCCGUCGGCUACGACGACUUCCAGCAGUGCUUCAUCGUCCGCAACUCCUGGGGAGAGGGGUGGGGCGACAAGGGCUACUUCUACAUGCCCUACGAGUACAUCUGCCACCCUGACCUCGCCUCCGACUUCUGGGCCAUCAACUGGGUGGAGGGCUUCUCGAACGCAAAGAAGACCGAGUUCACGGUUCCAAGCAAAUCCGCCAUGGACAGCGUGCCGGCUCGCACCAUUCAGAAGUUUGGCUGGAAGCCGGACAUGCCCGAUCACCGUGACCUUCACGUCACCUUCCCGAAGGUGGAGGCGCCUAGCAAGAUCAAGAGAAAGGCCGAGGGGCAGAAGGAGAUGGUCGACCUGCGCCCAAUGAACGGCGGCUUCCCUAUCUUCGACCAGGGCCACCUUGGUAGCUGCACCGCGAACGCGUUGGCGGCGGCCUUCCACUUCACCCUGCACAAGAUGGAGGUGGAGAACAACAAGGACUUCGCCGACUUCACCCCAAGCCGGCUGUUCAUCUACUACAACGAGCGCCUUGUUGAGGGCAGCGUGAACCAGGAUGCUGGAGCGAUGAUCCGCGACGGCAUCAAGACGAUGUCCAAGGUCGGCGUGUGCCCCGAGAGCGUUUGGAAGUACGACGACGGCCCGACCUUCUUCAAGCAGGAGCCCAACCAGCAGGCCUACGACAUCGCGCAGAAGUGCAGGGUCAUGGGCUACGCCCGCGUUGCACAGGACUUGAGCCAGAUGAAGAUGUGCAUCAAGAGCGGCUACCCGUUUGUCUUCGGCUUUGCCGUCCUGUCAAGCUUCCAGACAGCGGAGGUUGCCAGGACCGGCAAAAUGGUGAUGCCCCAGGCAACCGACCAGCAGCUGGGCGGCCAUGCCGUCACUGCCGUCGGCUACGACGACUUCCAGCAGUGCUUCAUCGUCCGCAACUCCUGGGGAGAGGGGUGGGGCGACAAGGGCUACUUCUACAUGCCCUACGAGUACAUCUGCCACCCCUCCCUCGCCUCCGACUUCUGGGCCAUCAACUGGGUGGAGGGCUUCAAGAAUGCUUCAGCGAAGCCGGUGAAGAAGUGA
Messenger RNA from Symbiodinium sp. CCMP2456, 1491 nucleotides. Lineage: Eukaryota; Dinophyceae; Suessiales; Symbiodiniaceae. The record is from the annotation of a GenBank genome assembly.